Messenger RNA from Plasmodium gallinaceum, 6102 nucleotides. Its product is annotated as acid phosphatase, putative. Bases 1 to 6102 code for a protein of 2033 amino acids. Gene Ontology annotation, molecular function: inositol hexakisphosphate kinase activity; diphosphoinositol pentakisphosphate kinase activity; 5-diphosphoinositol pentakisphosphate 1-kinase activity. Lineage: Eukaryota; Apicomplexa; Aconoidasida; Haemosporida; Plasmodiidae. The record is from RefSeq and is a predicted model, not a curated record. Gene Ontology annotation, biological process: inositol phosphate biosynthetic process; inositol metabolic process. The transcript has a single exon.
AUGAAGCUACGUAAACAUAAAGGUUCAUUAGAUGAAGAAAAAUUAUUUGAGAAUAUCUCUAAAGAUGAUUGUGGUUUGAUAAAAAAGUUUACUUUGGGUGUGUGUGCUAUGGAAAGUAAGGUAGAAAGUGCACCAAUGGAAUGUAUAUUAAAAAGAUUAGCAAAGAGUGGAGAUUUUAAUAUAAUAAAAUUUAAAGAAGAUAUGAUAUUAAACCAAGAUAUCGAUUCAUGGCCAGUAGUUGAUUGCUUAAUAGCAUUUUAUUCUACUGGAUUUCCUUUAAAAAAAGCAAUUGAAUACGUAAAAAAAUAUAAGCCAAUAACAUUGAAUAAUUUAGAAAAACAGUUGAUAUUACGUUCACGAUUACAAAUAUAUGAACAACUUAAGAAGUGGAGAGUUCCCCAUGCUAAUUAUGUUGUAGUUGAUCAUGACACUGUAAAAAAAGGUGAACAUGUAUUUGAAGAAUAUUAUGAUUACAUAGUUUAUGAUAAUAUACGAUUAAACAAACCAUUCAUAGAAAAGCCACUAAAUGCGGAUAAUCACAAUAAUUGGAUAUAUUAUCCAAAAAAUACAGGAGGUGGUUGUAAAAAAUUGUUUCGAAAAAUAAAAGAUAGAAGUAGUGAAUACUGUCCAGAUAUACAUAAAGUAAGAAAUAAUGGUACAUAUAUAUACGAAGAAUUUAUGUCCACAUUUGGUACAGAUAUAAAAGUUUAUACAGUUGGUCAAAUGUUUGCUCAUGCGGAAGCAAGAAAAGCUCCAUCAUUAGACGGAAAAGUUUGUAGAACUUCUGAUGGUAAAGAAGUUAGAUAUGCUGUUAUUUUAUCAGAAGCUGAAAAAAUUAUUGCUUAUAGAAUUGUUGAAGCUUUUCAGCAAACUGUUUGUGGCUUUGAUAUAUUAAGAACAACUAUGGGUCCUUUUGUUUGUGAUGUAAAUGGAUGGUCAUUUGUUAAAGGUAAUGUAAAAUAUUAUAAUGAUUGUGCUCAUAUAUUAAGAGCUAUGUUUUUAGCAAAAUUAGAAGAAAAAUAUAAUAUAAUUCCUCGAGAUCUCGCUGAUAACUGGUAUAAUAUUGAAAAUGAAGAAGAGGUGUUAAGAAAAACUUUUAGGCAGCCAGAUGAUUUGCAUUGUUCACAUCACGAAGAAUUAUGUUCAGUUAUCAUUGUUAUGAGGCAUGGAGACAGAAAACCAAAACAGAAAAUGAAAUUCAUCACAGAUAAACCACUAUUAUUAGAUUAUUUUAACUGUGAAGAAAAUUUAUAUAAUGUUAUUGGAAAUAGAUCAUCCAUUGAUGACAAUAUUAAAAUAAAUCAAGAAUUAAAUAGUAAUAUUGUAUCUUUAAAUAAUGUUAAAAACAAUAAAACAGAUUCUUCUAUAUUUUCAAAUGAUACUUUAACCAAGAUAAACUCAAAACAAAAUGAUAAUACUUCUAAUACCCAAAAGAAUGAUCUCAUUAAUGAUGAUACGACAAAAAUAAAUGAAAUUAAUAAUGAUAAAACAUCUCAAGAAGAUAAAAAUAUUAAUAACUGUGAAAACGAAAAAAAAAACAAUAGUGAUAACAGUAUAAAUGAAAAAAAUAACGACAAAAUUGAAGUUCCAAACGAAAGUGAUGCUACUAAAAUGAACAAUAAGGAUUCCUCAUACAGUAAGACAUUAAAGGAUAGUACUAUUACGCAAUCAGAAGAAAUAAAAAAAAAUAACUUGUAUAAAGCAUAUAUGAGAAAAGAAAUAAAAUUUAAGUCACCAGAAGAAUUACAAGACUUAUUUUUAAUAAAUAAUAUUAUAUUGAACGAUAUUGAAAAGGAAUACAAAACUAUAAAAGAAACCAUUAUUAAAAUUCAAGAAAGGAAAACAGAAGAAACAACAAUAGAAAAAAGAAAUGAAAAUGAUAAUGUUAGUGAAAUUAUUACUUUAAAAAAAGAAAAUAUAAAUGAUAAAGAAUUAAUAAAUCGCUGUAAUUUAGAUACAAUGUCAAAAGAAGAGUUAGAAAAAAAAAGGGGAGAAUAUGAAAUAAUGAUUGAAAAUCAUAAAACUUUACAAAAAAUUCUUGAAAGGGGUGACGGAUUUACUGGUAUAAAUAGAAAAAUUCAAUUAAAACCACUUGACUUAGUAAUUGUGAAUGAUAAAGUUAUUGUUACUAAAAUUCUUGUUGUUGCUAAAUGGGGUGGAGAACUAACAAGAAUGGGUAGAAGACAAUCGGAAAAUUUAGGAAAAAGAUUUAGAGCUACAUUAUAUCCUGGAGAUUCAGAUGGAUUAUUAAGAUUGCAUUCAACUUUUAGACAUGAUUUUAAAAUAUUUACCUCUGAUGAAGGGAGAUGUCAAAUAACAUCUGCUGCAUUUACAAAAGGUUUUUUAGAUUUGGAUGGUGAAUUAACUCCUAUUUUAGUUGCUAUGGUUAUUAGAAAUUCUAAAGCUCAUAGUCUAUUAGAUGAUAAUAGACCAAGUUUUGAAAGAAUACAAUGUAAAGAAUUUAUUGAUAAUGUGUUAAAUGAAAAUAAAAAUAUUGAUGAUGAUUUACUAAAAAAAUUAGCAUCCGGAAAACAUUCAAGAGGAUUUCGAGAAUCUUUAAAGAAAAUUUCCAAUUUUUAUGAAUUAAUGGAAAAAAUACGAAAUACUAUCUAUGAAUUUUUAAAAAGUUUAAAUCAAGAAGUACAAAAAUGGUUAAAUUUAUUUCCUUAUGAUGAAUAUGCCUUAUAUGUAAUUGAUAUCCUACAUGAAAUACAAGUGAGAUGGAAAUCUUUAACAAAAAUGUGGUUCAAAAAAAAUAAUAAUAGAUAUGACACUUCAAAAAUUCCUGACAUUGUCGAUAAUAUAAGAUUUGAUUUAAUUCAUCACCACUCAUAUUUAGGUAGUGGGUUAGAUAAAGCUUUCGAAAUUUAUAAUUUAAUUGAACCAUUAGCAAAUUACAUUUCACAGGCUGAAUAUGGAAUAACAUCAGAAGAAAAGGUAAAAAUUGGUGUCAAUAUUGUCGGAAAAUUACUAAGAAAAUUAAUACAUGAUGUCACUUUUUAUAGAGAUGAAGAAGAAAGAAAUAAAAAAAAUAAUAAAGGUAAUAAUAUUUUUAAGAAUGCUUUUCAUAUUUCUUAUAUGAACCCUUUUAAUUUUUCUAAAAAUGAUGAAUUAAAGAAAGAAAAAAAUGAAGAAGAAAAAGAUUCAUUUAAAAACUUUAAUAUGUGCAAAUAUGACUCUAAACAAAAUUUUUUAGAUAAUUUUUUAUUCAAAAAUGGAAACAGUAAAAUAGAAAAAGAAAGCUAUGAAAAUGAAAAUAAAAAUAUGAAGAAAAUUAAUUCAGAAAAAGGUAUUUUUAACUGCACAUAUAAUGAUACAAUUAAUAAUUUAAAUAAUAAUGCAAAUAAUAAUACAACUAAUGUAAAUGGAUUAAAUAAUAUAAGUAAUGGAAAUAAUAAUAUAAAUGAUCAAAAUGUUUUAAUAAAUGAUAAUUCAAGCAUAAAUGAAUCCAAAACAAAAUUAAUAAAUGAUUUAAAUAUUGAAAAAAAACAGAAUAUGGAAAAUAAUUAUAUUAAAAAUGAAGUAAAAACGCAGAAUAAAAAAAAUUAUAUAGAUAAAGAAAUUCCAACGGAAACAGAAUUUUCUUCAGGGGAAAAAAAAAUAAAUUUAUCAUUAUCAGGAGAAAAAAAAAAAGAAGAAACAGAAAAAAGUUGUUUAAUAAAAGAAAAUCAACAAGAGUCAGAAAUAAAAAUAAUGAAAAAUAAAGAAGAAUAUAUCUCAAAAAAUAAUAUAAAUGAAAUAGACAAAAAUAUAUUAGAAUGUGAUUUAGUAAAUACCAAAUGUUUAGAAAAAGGAAAUGAAACAAAUUCUGAACCUAGUCAUACAAAAAGUAUAGCAAAUAAAAUAAUUAACAUAAACGAUAAGACUAAUAAUAAUGAUAUCUCAAUAAAAUGUUCAGAGUUAAAUUUAAAUGAAAAUAUAAAUGAUUUAAAUAAUUAUAAAAGUAGCGUAACUUAUAAUACUAACGUAAAAGAUUUAUACACUCCAAAAUUAAUUAACAAAAAAGAGGCUCUAGUUAUUAAUUCUUCUGAUUUAUGGGCACAUCAGAAUAAGUAUAGAAAAGAAAAUAAUGAAAAACAGAAAAUGAAGAAAAUGAAAAGUACUAUAGAAAACGAAUUUAAUGAAAAAAAAGAAGACGGUAAUGAAAAUAAUGUAGAGCAAAAAUUUCUAGAAAAGAUAAUGAAGCAAGAUGAUGAUAAUAUGAAGGAAAUAAAAGAAAAAGAUAAAAAAAAAACAGAUGAAGAAAAGGAAGAAGAAAAAGAAAAUAAAAAUGAAAAUAAAAAUGAAAAUGAGCAUGAAAAAGAAGAAGAAGAUGAAGGCGAAGAAGAACAGGAACAUGAUGAUGAUGAAGAUAUAAUUAGAUUAAAAGAAACCGAUGCUAGAAGAUUAGGUAUAAGAUCUCCAUGGAGAAUGGUAAGAUCACGAUAUUACGUUACAUCUGCUUCCCAUAUGAUUUCGUUGUUAAAUAUUUUAAUUCAUGCUAAAAACACAGACAGUUCAAUUAAUCAAAAUAUAAUUGAUAAUGAUUCCAUUAAAAGCAUGGGAGAUGUUACAGAUUUACACUAUUUAUCUCAUCUAGUUUUUAGAGUAUGGGAGAGAAAGCAAUUAAAGAGAAAUGAUAAUAAUCGAUUCCGUAUUGAAAUAUUAUUUAGCUCAGGUGCAAAAGAUGGGUUUGGUCAAAAUUAUGAACUUUUAGAAAAAGAUGCAAAAGCGCAACAACAAAAAUAUGAGAGGCAUUUUAAUAAAUAUUUUGAUGAUAAUAAAAAAAAUGAUAUAGCAAAAAAUGAUACUCCAGAAAAUGAAAAUAAAAUAAAUAAAAAAAGUGAACUGGCAGAACAAAAAAAUGUAAGGAAUGAUACAAUGUAUAGGAGCAUUUUAAAUGACGAAGUUAAUUUGAAAAUAGAAAAUAAAAAUGGGUCUGAAUUAAACAUCAAUAAUGAAAAUGAAAAUUUAAAUAAAUGUUUGUAUAGAGAUAUUAAUGUAAAUGAAAAAAAUAAUAAAUUAAAAGAAACAGAAAUGAAAAAUGACGAUGUAGAAUAUUUAAAAAAUUUUAACAAAAUGGACAACAAUUAUAAAAACUCCAUGGAUGUAUUACAUGAAAAUAGUUCAAAUAGUUCUUUUUUAGCAUCAUCAUUAAAUGCUAAGGAUCAUAAUCUGAGAAAUAAUAAAAAUAACAUUAAAUAUUCUAACAGUAUUGACGAGAUUAUACUUAACUGUAAUAAAAGGAAAACUAAUUUAAAUUACGGAAUACCAAAUAUAGAAAAAACAAGAAGUAGUCUACGUGUGUCUUCAAACAAUUUUACAAACACGGAAACUUUUAAUUCUUGCAAUAUUUUUAAAAGAGAAAAAGAAGAAAAAACAUAUAAUUUAAUUAAUAAAAGAGAAAUGUCACUAGAUAAUGGAAGUAUAAAUGAAAAAAAAAGUACAGAUAAUAACAAUUUAAAUAUCACAGGAAAUUAUAUGGUUAGAUCUAUUAGUUCUAAUUUAAGAAAAAAAAACAAAUCAAAAGAUAAUUUAAAGUUAGAUUAUGAAAAAAAAGAAAAAGAAGAUGUUACUAAGGAAAAUUUAUUAACUUAUGAAAAUGAUUGCAUUAAUUUAGGUUCAGAUGAUAUAUCUCGUAAAUCUUGUAGAAGAAGUUUUUCUUGUUUAAGUGAUAGAUCUUUUUAUAAAAAUAAAAAAGAAGAUGAAUUAAAUGAUGAUCAAAAAAGAAAAAAUAACAUAGAAAACAAAGUUAAUUUAUUAGAAGAUGAAAAAAUAAAAAAUAAAUUUGAAAAUAGUAAAGUACAUAGCAGUAGUGGAAGUAAAAAGACUAAUGUAUUUUCUCAUGUGUUCCAGCAUUUUAAUGAAAAUAAAAAAAAUUCUACAUCUAAUUUAAAUUUCUUUUAUAAAACAUACAUGCCUGAUUAUGAAAAAAUUAUUGAAAAUGAUAAAAAAGCAGAAACAUUUGAUGUACCUCCAUAUUGUGAAUUAGCUCCAUUAAUUGUUUUAACAAAAAAUUGCCAAUUAUCAACUUUUGAAAAUAUACUAACUCAAGUUUUAAAUAAAUAUUCAAAGAGUACAAAAAAUAAGGAGAAGAAUAAAAUUGAAAAAAAAGUAAUUUAA